AUGUCUGAGAAAUCGAGUAGGAUGAUGGAGUCACCAAUUCCUGUUCCGCCCGAAGCUGGUCUUGAGGUUGGGCGUCCGAGACCUAUCAGCCAUCAGGAUGGGCUGCAGAAUCUUGGGAGUGAGCGUCAUGUGGUUCUGGGUCCUUAUGGUAGUCAUCGUGGCUCUUCUGGCUGCUGGAAUUGGGGCGGAAUCGCCAGCGGCAUGAAAGAUAAGAACAAAAAUAAUCAUCCAAAGCAUAACCACACAGAGCGCUUGAACAUUACAUCGCCAUGCCAGAUUGAUUCGGGGGCAAACAACAACUCUAUACUCCUAGUAACGUCACAUCAGGAUACAGUACCCACCAACUUCCGACUAUUUUGUAAUCGAACUUUCGAUGUAGCUUCGAGUGUACGUCUUAUGCAGUUUGCAAUACCUGAUUCUAUGGCAAACAUGAAUGGUUGCAUGGAAGCAUGUUUAGAUCACAAUGCAGGAGGGUCCAACAGCAGCAAGGAUGAUGCCAAUGACUCGUGUUAUGCUGUUACAAUCAAUACAAACGAGACGACCGGACAGCAAUGGUGCAAGUUAUUUUCAGCCACUGAAUGGGGGACUGAUGCAUUUGGAGCAGAUUGUGCCGUUAAUCUCUCACCACUCAGCUUACCUGACACUACCAGCCUUCAGACCAGAGUGAAAAACAUCACACUUACUUCAACUACCUCUGCAAAAUGUACACCUGCGUCAAAUGGAGCUUGCCUAGAGGUUUUGACAACAAAAGAGAUAGUAACAACUGCUACUGUAAGCUUGCAGUCCCUCGUUCUUGUCUCAGAGUUGGUGAUGAGAGGUCAAAUCCUGACGGCAUCAGAACCAACGUCCACUACUUAUUAA
This is a messenger RNA of Botrytis sinoallii, 861 nucleotides long. RefSeq lists its product as uncharacterized. NCBI's taxonomy places the organism in Eukaryota, Fungi, Ascomycota, Leotiomycetes, Helotiales, Sclerotiniaceae. The coding region runs from base 1 to 861 and encodes 286 amino acids. The record is from RefSeq and is a predicted model, not a curated record. The transcript has 3 exons.